UUGCAGAGGACUGCUCAGUGGAAGGCAUCCACCCUUGCUACAGGGAAAUGUGCAACAGCCAGCAAAGAUGCCACAUUGAGCUUUUGAAGGACCAGUCCUGCCCUGCCACCUAAAAAUAUCUGCAGAUGGUCUAUAGCUGUGAACAGAAAGUAUGUCUCGAUAGUCUGGGCAUCGCCGACGGCAGCGUUGCAGACUCUUCCUUCAAAGCCUCCUCAAUGAAAGACGCCACCCCAGUAAAAGCCCGCCUCAACAGGGAGUCCUGCUGGAAGCCGUCAAGAAAUCCCGUCGGCAGCUGGAUCCUGGUGAACCUCGGCUACAAGAGAAAGGUGACGUCGAUCGUGACCCAGGGGUGUGAUAGCAACAAUACUCGCUCCUGGGACAUCAAACUUGAGAUGAGACUAAGCGUUGACAAGAGGAAGUGGACCAAACACCCGGACGGGAAGGUGAGCGCGGGGGGGCCAAUCAAGAAACAUUCCAUUUCUACGUAG
Syngnathus typhle (broad-nosed pipefish) is the source of this 488-nucleotide messenger RNA. Its product is annotated as lactadherin-like. Bases 126 to 488 code for a protein of 120 amino acids. The record is from RefSeq and is a predicted model, not a curated record. NCBI's taxonomy places the organism in Eukaryota, Metazoa, Chordata, Actinopteri, Syngnathiformes, Syngnathidae. The transcript has 4 exons.